UCAAACUUGGUACGAUUGAUUAUCUCUAUGAGGAGUAUAAACUGUGGAGAAAUGGAUUUUCUAUCAUUUACCAUACUUGAGAUAUUCCCAUUAAUUACUUAGCCAAAGUGGCCAAAUUACCCCGCCUUGCCCUAAUGCUCCACUAAUCGAUGGAAAAGAGUUAAUUUUUCCCAACAAAUACAUAAUAAAUAAGGUCAUAUUCAAGAGCUGUUCCAAUUCUUUUUCUAAUGAUUAAAUAUUUGCUAAUCUAUCGACGGAAAAUUGUAAUUCUCUCGCACCUUGUUUGCCUACACAACAAACAACAGCAGGAGCAACAUAUUUUGCACAAUCUAUUCUUGUUUAGGCGCUAUGGGAACGCACAUUGUUACAUCAUACAUCCAAUUAUGCAGGAAAAGCAGGAAAGGAAGUCAGAGGUGAAAAAAAAUCCAGGAGUGAAGGAUGAGAAAGAAAUUGAAUUUUCACCGGAAGAAUAUGCUGCAGUGUGCAGGAAGAGGUACUACAGAGCAAGGUUGCACCAUCAGGAGGAGUAUUUGGAGGAGUUGCAGCUACUGGAGGAGAGUCAACCGUCUGCAUAUGAGGCAAUGCGCUUCCAUAGGAAUUUUGCCGUGACCACAAUCUGGCCACCACUGCAUCGGGACGUGGAGCUCGUGCUCAAGCACACGCAUCGAUACACCGGGAAGGAUGAUGCACGACUCAAGGAACUCCUAAAGUACAGACAAUGCUGAAAUCGUAGCAAUGUGGGUAGUUUUUUUGUUAAAAAUCAAGGCUAGAAGAUGCCACAGACACCACGAUCAUGCCGCAUGAGUGACUUCAACAGUGUCUUCUACAGUGGAGGUAGUAAACCUCUGGAGAGAUGGGGCAGCAGCCAACUCCAGACUGGGCAUGGAAAGAUAAUAACCGACAAAGACAUUCGGGGAUUCGUCUUUGAGCUCGUCAGUACAAAUGUUGCCACCGCCUACAUCUACAUCCCCCAGCAACCUGGACAAUCCCUGAAGAUUAAAUGGCCCUUUGUGACGCUCCAACUUCGGAAUCUCAAGAGAUAUUUUGCAUUUGAAAUUCAAGUAAUUCUUUCCCAAUAAUUCCUCACCAAUUGCGAAUAAAAAAUGAUUUUUUUAAAGGUUCUCGAUGAUCAGGGAAUUCAUCGAAGGCUCACAUUUGCCAAUUACCAGAGAAGAACAAAAGUGAGCAUGUUCUGUACGCAAAUGCCACUCUUUCUGGCUCCCGGAUGGAAUCAAAUUCAACUCAAUUUAGCUGAAUACAUGCGCAGGGCCUACGGUACGGGGUACGUGGAGACAAUUGGAAUAAAAAUUCAUGCAAAUACUCGCCUCCGAAGGAUUUACUUCACACCACGACUCUUUGCGGAUGAGGAAAAACCUUCCUGCUUCCGGGUACGCGUUUUUCCUCCAAUGUACCGGGAGAUGAGAACGAAUUUGUACGGGCAGAUUGAGACGGAACAUCAGCAAAGCCCCAGAUCAGAGACUUCCGUGAAAACUCGAUCAUCUCGAACAUAUUCCAUCAUGAGUUGCACUUCCUGAAUUUGGAUUUUUUUUUAAUUUUCAGCAAAUCAGGCAAAAUUGGCAGUUGGAAUAAAAUUCCAAAUUUGUAAAUUAUUCUUACCGAAAUCCAAGCCAAGUUUACAAUAAAGCUUUUUCUUGUUACUUUCUUUGA
Molecule: messenger RNA, 1668 nt
Organism: Lutzomyia longipalpis
Lineage: Eukaryota; Metazoa; Arthropoda; Insecta; Diptera; Psychodidae
Exons: 2
Coding region: 228-725 (165 amino acids)
Source: RefSeq, a predicted model, not a curated record